AAAGUCAGCUGAGCGGCUGGUGGGGAAUUUCCCUGGGCAGCGGAGCCCACAGGCAGGGCAGGCGGCGCUCUGUGGCCGCUCCCGCCGUAGCCCCACCAUGGCUGAGCGAGGCAGGAGUGGAGCUGCCCUUCCGGACGAAGAGGUCUUGGCCUUGGCGUGGGUCUACCUGGUUGCCCUGGCUCUCAGCCUCCUGGGCAGCGGUUCCAUUGUGGCUGCCUCUCUCCUCCGAAGGCGAUGCUGCCAGGAUCAGCUCUGCCCGCUCUUCCUCCUCUCCCUGGCGGAUCUCCUGGGUGCCUCGGCCCUCCUCUCCGCAGCUGCCAUCCAGCUCCUUCCACCGCGGCUCUUCGUCUCGGCCUACCAAGCCUGUCCCUACCUGCUGAUGCUGGGCCUGAUGUUCUACGCCGUUUCUCUGCUGAUGGUCGUCGUCUAUGCCUACGAAGUGAAGCGAGCUCUGGGGGGCUGGAGGGAGGCCCCUUCCUCUGCCCUGCUGCAGGAGGAGAGCGGCAGGUUCAACCAGAGACUCCAAAUAAAUCUGCCCCGUCUCUUGGCCUGGCUGCUCCCUUUCCUGGUCUUCGUGGUCCUGCUGGUGAUUCGAGGCUCAUCCCUGAGAGAUGUGGCGCCCUGGGCCUUCCCCCCGUUGGCGUUACAGGCUGGAAACGGCUCGCGAGGGUCCCACGGCCUCUACUGCUCCAGCUGCCUGAUCCUUAUCCGCCACUCGCAAGACACCUGCUACAAGUACACAGGCAGGAACGACUCUGGCAAAGAAGUCAAGAUCUUCUUUCUCGUCUUCGUCUCUCUGAUUGUCGCCUGCUGCACAGUCCUCUACUGCAGGGUGAAGUGCUGGUGUCACCGCAGGCAGAGAGGUGGCCCCACCCUGACCCUGCCAGCUCUGGAGAAUGAUGGCUGUGCCAUCCGAACCCACAUCGCCUGCUUGUUCCAGCUGGUCUUCCUGGUCUGCUGGAUGCCAGCUUUCUUCCUGUGCCUGCUCUCCUUCUCCAGUCUUCAGCCGCCCAUCCUCUUCCCUUUCUACUUGGCUGUGGCCCUGACCGUCUCCCUGCACGGCUUCUUGCACAGCCUGGUCUACGGGUGGCUGCGGCAGAACUUCCGCCGGGAGGUGACCGGGGAGCAGAUGCCCCUCCUGGGCCACCUGGGCCAGAAAGCCUUUUUCGAGGACUCCCUGGCCAUAUGUAGGGAGGGCUGAAGGAAGAGGGGCAGGCGGGGUCCCCCCAGAACAGAGCGCUGCAAAACUCAGGCAGGGAGCAGCUCAGCUCUGCUCCCCCCCCCCCGCCGGGGUGGGGGUGCAUUACAAGCCCCUCCACCUCUGGGUCUUUUUUUGUAAGGGUAUUUUGCUCAGGACUUGAUUAGCCCAGCAGCCAGCAGGAUCACACCAGAGACGCGUAGGAGCUCUGCUUGCUACAGGGGCUUCAUGUGUUGUGGGGAAAUCAGGAGAUUGUUGUUGCCCCCCCUUUGCUCUGGGGUCUCACGAUCCCCUGGGGUCCACCCGAUGGCCAGAGCAAAGCAAGAAAAUGCAACCAGGUAUAUGAAAAGCAAGGCGACUAGGAGGCCCAAUCUUUAUUUUCGUCACAGCAAGGUUCCUACUUCUGAAGCAGCAAAGGGUGCGACUCCUUUGAAAAGUUUGCCUUUUGCCCAGAGAUCCACUCCCCAAAAGCACCGUCCAGAGGUUGCAAGGCAUCACAGGAAGAGGGGACGUUUUACAGAAACUUGAGUCCUUGCCUGGUCUCCAAGCUAUCUGUGGAUGGCAAGUCUCCUCUCCUCUGCUCAUCUUUGGACAAACAUGAGCACACCCCUUUGGCCUCACAAAUAACCUUCGCCCCAAUCCAUUCACUUAGUCUCUUGCUCAGUGAUUUCUUCCUGGGCAGAUAAGGAUCCUUCCUUCCAUUGUCAGCCCAUUGUAUUGCCCAUGGUCAGGACUCGGGGAUUGUGGCUGCAGCCAUGACGUGCUCAGACUCUGUUGCUCAGAACCACUUUGGUCCACUCUGUGUAUGAUUCUGUGACCUUUGGCUUGAGUUCUAUUCAUGAAUAAACUAUUUUAUUUUAA
Molecule: messenger RNA, 2059 nt
Organism: Podarcis raffonei (Aeolian wall lizard)
Lineage: Eukaryota; Metazoa; Chordata; Lepidosauria; Squamata; Lacertidae
Product: transmembrane protein 116-like
Exons: 12
Coding region: 98-1201 (367 amino acids)
Biological process (GO): adenylate cyclase-activating G protein-coupled receptor signaling pathway
Cellular component (GO): plasma membrane
Molecular function (GO): G protein-coupled receptor activity
Source: RefSeq, a predicted model, not a curated record